AUGGGUUUUUUCCGCAGGUGGGUAUCGCCGGUGGGGUCGUCGGGCUUCGGCUCUUCUUCCACGGCGGAGCAGGUCACGGAGGGCAUCGACGCCAGCCACCUCACGGCCAUCGUCACAGGUUCCCCCUCCGAAGACUGCUGAACUGAAAUUUCAGUGAUGAAAUUCUCACGUCUUGCUGGGUUUUGAGCAGGCGGAACGAGCGGUAUCGGGAAGGAGACGGCGAGGGUUCUGGCCCUGCGAGGAGCCAGAGUCAUCAUUCCCGCCAGAACGCCGGAGGGAGGCGCCGAGGUGAAGGAGAGCCUGCUGCGGGAGAACCCACAAGCGAGAAUCGACGUCAUGGAGAUGGAUCUGAGCUCCCUCAGCUCAGUGGCGUCCUUCGCGAGCCGCUUUUGCGCCUCGAGUCAACCCUUGCACAUCCUUAUGUAAGUAGACAAGUUUCACAGAUACGCUCCUUUUCCUCCACCCGCCGCAGACUGACGGCGCCCGGUGCCGUCGUCUUCUUGCUCCUCUUCUGGGUAUCGCGGAACAGAAACAACGGGGGAAUCAUGGCAUGUCCUUUCCAGCUCUCGAGGGACGGAGUGGAGCUGCAGUUCGCCACCAACCAUCUCGGUAAUUGCUCGUCGCGAGUUCAUUCUCUCCAUUGGAGCGGUCUCCUCUUCCUCCCGUGACCUCCAUCCAUGCACAGGGCACUUCCUGCUGACGAACCUGCUACUGGAGAAGAUGAAGGCCACAGCCAGAGAGGCGGGGAUACAGGGGCGGAUCGUCAGCGUCUCAUCUGCCGCUCACCGCCGAAGCGACGCAACCUGGUUCGACCUGGACAAGAUAAACAACCGAUCGGAGUAAGCUCCUCCUCGUCUUCUCACAACCUACUAAACCGACACCUUUCCUUCACCAAUCCCCAACUUCCGACAGCUACAAGCCAUUUGCAGUGGCCUACGCUCGCUCUAAGCUCGCGAAUAUUCUGCACGCCAACGAGCUAUCCAGGCGCCUGCAGGUAGGAUUGACCCCAUGAAAGCAAUGCCAAAACCCUGCUCCACUGCUUAAACGCAAUUGGAACCCCACAAAUGGCGAUGUACAUCCCCUGAUGAAACCCGACCGUCCUCUCCACAUAGGAGGAGAAGGCCGACGUGACAGCCAAUUCGUUGCACCCGGGGCUGAUACAGACCAACCUCUUUCGGUACUUGGCCCUCAACGGUGAGCAAGCCCCUCCCUAAGUCUACGUCGUUUCCCCUGAAGAUCCUGACGAAUACUGCAUCUAUAGCUGUAACCCGCUCGCUGGUAUCCUUGGUGACGCCCUUCUUCAAGACCGUGCCGCAGGUGAGAACUACUACUGCUACUACCACCACCAGUCCACUGGAUGUUCUUCCUCAGUCGUCCUCAUCCCCGGUCCCUUUGGUCCCUUUGCAGGGUGCGGCCACCACGUGCUACUUAGCUCUUCACCCCGGCGUGAGAGACGUCUCCGGGAAGUACUUCUCCGACUGCAACGAGGUGACGCCGACCUCGUAUGCAACGGACGGGGAGCUCGCGAAGAAGCUCUGGGCCUUCAGCGAAGGGCUCGUUGAGAAGCUUUUCAAGUCCACUUGA
Messenger RNA from Spirodela intermedia, 1584 nucleotides. Lineage: Eukaryota; Viridiplantae; Streptophyta; Magnoliopsida; Alismatales; Araceae. The record is from the annotation of a GenBank genome assembly.